GCCAGGCCUUCAGUGUCUUCAUUGACCAACGCGUGCGACAUUUUAUCAGCCUUUAUCUAAGCCUCCAGCCAGCCAGCCAGCCAGCCAAACACAUACAUCUCGUGUCUACGGGGUCGCGAUGAUCCCGGGGAAAUCCGUCAACCGGGGUUGUGUGGUCGUGUAGUAGUUGCCAGCGCCGCCCCAAUAUCACCAAAGUGCUUCGCGCCGUAUCAUCUUUCAUGCAUCAACAGCAUCGUUGCUGGCGGAAAAAUGACCGGUCCCGGGAAGCCGUGAUACGGCGCGCGGUUCAGUUUGUUGCAAUGAUCGACACCGAUCGGAUCGAGGCGAUCAUGGAUUUGGGCAGCUUCGCACAAUCGUCGGACGAUUUCCUGGCCAACGGAUUCUACCAUCUGUACACCGAGCUGCAGGACGAUCGAGACAUUGCGUUGGCCCUAGCGGAACUAACGUGCCCCACGACCCAAACCUCGGAGCUCGAAGAAGAUACAGUGCAUCCUUGUCCAGCAACAACCGAUCUACCGUCGUUAAACUCACUCGAACUUCUGCCUACGCCCAAUGGCGGCGAAGUGGAUGGGCUGGAGCUGGAGCUGAACGUAGAAGAUUUCAUUCUCGAGUACAAUUGCGUAAAUUUUAGUCAACUGUGGGAAAACGAGCUACGACUGCCGGAAAACACUUACCUCUGUGAUGAUUCCUGUGAAGCGUUUAUCCGACAAUCGGAUCCACAUGAAGAUAAAGCGGCACCCGCAACGGGUGAAAUCACGCAAUCGGAGGACUUGUCCCAAACGCUACCUGCGGCCGUGUCGUCCAGCGUACAGCAACCGUGUGAAGCCGAACCCGACUCGACCGGGACGUUCGUUUGUCCGUUUGAAAGUUGCCGCAAAGUGUACGCCAAACCGGUGCAUUUGAAAGCCCAUCUCCGCCGGCACGUAGGUGAUAAGCCGUAUCACUGCAAAUGGCCAGGAUGUCAGUGGCGGUUUUCGCGGUCGGACGAACUGUCGCGUCACUUCCGGUCCCAUUCGGGUGUGAAACCGUACCGGUGUGAGUACUGCCCAAAGUGUUUCUCCCGAUCGGACCAUUUAGCCAAGCACCGGAAAGUCCACGAGCGUAAGAUGAGCGUGGGCACGGCGGGGAAGUUGAAGAGUGGUGUCGGUGCGUUCGUUGGAGUAGCGCCGGCAAGAGGACGACCAGGCCGGAAACCGAAACAGGCCUCAGUGAAACGAUCGUGAUCGUGAGCAAUGUACGGGUGAUUUAAUAAAGCCAGGUCAAAUGGGCCCUUUUUGCAACAAAGAUGUUAACGUUUCAGUCUGGCUUUCUUUGUUCAAAUUGUUCCGAAAGUUGUGAACAUCUUCUUCUUCUUCUUCUUUGGCACAACAACCGCUGACGGUCAAGGCCUGCCUGUACCCACUAGUGAAGUGAGCUUGGCUUUCAGUGACUUAUUGUUACCAUAGCAGAAUAAUGGGGCACGGGCUAUUCGGGGCUUGAACCCAUGACGUGCAUGUUGUUAAGUCGUACGAGUUGAUAACUGUUGUGAACGGCCAAGUUGUGAACAUCAGAAAAAAAAAACAAAAUGCUAAUCUUAAUUAUUGUUAGCAUUUGGCCAUCAAUCGCAUUGAGUCAGUUCUUAAAUGAAAACGUCUCAUCUUGAGCGUUACUUUUAAUUUCAUACUUAGUUCGCCUAUUCUUAUG
Anopheles coluzzii is the source of this 1683-nucleotide messenger RNA. Its product is annotated as Krueppel-like factor 14. Gene Ontology annotation, biological process: regulation of transcription by RNA polymerase II. The record is from RefSeq and is a predicted model, not a curated record. The transcript has a single exon. Bases 219 to 1223 code for a protein of 334 amino acids. Gene Ontology annotation, molecular function: DNA-binding transcription factor activity, RNA polymerase II-specific; RNA polymerase II cis-regulatory region sequence-specific DNA binding. Lineage: Eukaryota; Metazoa; Arthropoda; Insecta; Diptera; Culicidae.